UCAACCGACAUAACCAGACAUGGACGAACCCAUUGCCGUCUCAAACGGACAAAAUCUGAUCAAACCGGACAUCCAUAGUGCAAUGGAGUUGGCCUUAGUGCAGCUAACAGAUUCAGGCUCGCCUAGUAGUGCAGCCGACCGGCCCAAAGGUUGGGCCGCGCCUAGUAUUGCAGCUAAUAGAGUCGGGCUCGAAACUCAGUUGGGGCGGGUCCGGUCCGGUCCGGUCCUGGUUGAGCCCAACAAAUUCCAUUCCCCUCCUCCCACACAAGACCUAGCAGCCACCGGUUCCAUUCCCCUGCCGCCGGCCAGAGCUCCGGCCGACGCGUUCCCCUCCUUCCUCCAUUUCCCCCUCCCCAAAUCUGCCUCCACCACAUACCUAGCGGCCACCAUGCCAGCAGCACCGCCGCCGGCGCUCCCUGAAGAGCUUGUCGAAGAGGUCCUCCUCCGCAUCCCGCCCGACGAGCCGGCCCGCCUCCUCCGCGCCUCCCUCGUCUGCAAGUCCUGGAGCCAGACAGUCUCCAAUCGCGGAUUUCGGCGCCGCCUCCGCGAGUUGCACCAGGCACCCCCCGUGCUCGGGUUUCUCCAUGAUUGGGAUGAUGAGGACAUCCCCGAGUUCAUCCCCGCCACCGCAUCGCCCUUCUCCCCCGCUAGCCCUGUCCCUGACAGCUCCCUCUGGCAGGCCAUCGACUGCCGCCACGGGCGCGCCCUCUUCCUCUCCAAGGGCCCAUAUGCCGAGGAACUCCUCGUGUGGGAGCCAAUCACGGGUGCCCAGCAGCAUGUACCGGUGCCUGUGGCGUUCUCCGAGACAGGCCGCACGACCGCUGCCGUGUUCUGCACAAUAGAUGGGUGUGACCACUGCAACUGCCAUGAGGGCCCCUUCAGCGUGGUCUUGGUCUUCUCGGUUGACAAUGGAGAUCCUGACUACGAGGAUGUUCUCACGUCAGCAUGCGUUUAUUCGUCAGAGACUGGUGCCUGGGGCGAGCUGACCGUGAUGCAAGACAGGUUCUACAUGCACUUCAUGUAUUAUUCCAGCGUGCUUGUUGGGAAGUCUCUCCUCUACUUCAUGACUGAUGGUGGGUUGAUCGUGGAGUAUGACAUGGCAAUGCAUGGACUGACUUGGUUCAACGCACCAGACUCCUGCUACUCUAAGAAAAUACCCAGUUGCAACCUCAUGCUGGCGGAGGACGGUGGACUGGGACUCGUUGAAGAAUUGGAUCCGCAUCUGCAACUAUGGUCAAGGGAGAUGACUGAUGCGCGAUGGAUACCCAGCCGUAUCAUCUACUUGGGAAGUUUGUCCUUAAAUGGUGCUCCAGCGGGUGCAGCAACUCCAGUCCAUGUGUUGGGGUUUGCCGAGGGAGCAAACACCAUUGUCAUGACCAGGGCUGCUGGCCUCUUCAUGAUCCAAGUACAAUCGGAGCAGAUGACAAGGGUGUGCGAUGAUCAUGGAUACGGUAACCUGAUUCCUGUUGUCGGCUUCUACACUCCUGUGCCCCGAGUGGCCGAAGCUGAAGCAUAAGCUGGUGGGGCUGUUAUCUUAAAUGGUGAAUCGUGGAGUGCGGCCUGGCAGACAGCGGUUGAUUUGGCCUUUAUGUUUUUCACUGCUUUGUGCUAUCUAUCUAUCUGUUUUGUGCUACCUAUCUGAUCUGAUCGUGGAGAGCCUUUCAUGCCACAAAAAUGGUUCAAGUCAAGCUGGGAAUUCUUCUUUUGACAUGAUGCCUGGCUGGGGGACACACCUUUAGAAAUUCAGUUCAGUACCCUCUUUUCUUGUUGUGACUUGUGAGCAACGAAAUGGGGCGGUGUUACCCUUGUGGAAUGGGAACGAGUGCAAGGUUUGCUGCCAGUUAGCGAUCUGCUGGUUUUCAUUU
Molecule: messenger RNA, 1865 nt
Organism: Hordeum vulgare subsp. vulgare (domesticated barley)
Lineage: Eukaryota; Viridiplantae; Streptophyta; Magnoliopsida; Poales; Poaceae
Exons: 2
Coding region: 20-1516 (498 amino acids)
Molecular function (GO): protein binding
Source: RefSeq, a predicted model, not a curated record